AUCUCUGUUUUUUAAACUUACGUCAAGUGACAGCAGACGGAUUUUCCUUGGAAAGUUCAUGUCUUGGUGUCCUUUGUUUUCCCUGUUCUGUGUAAUGGUCACAUGAUGAAAGAGUUGCUUCGUCUGGAUUUUAGUCAUUCCUUAUCAGUAUUUAGAUUGUAUUUGAGUUUGCCUUCCUGAAUCAGACUACUGUGUAUGUGUGUGAGUUUGUUCUCCAGUAUAGAAUGUGUGGCGUCUUACCAAAUAGUCAUGUCGAGUACGAAAGUUUGCAAGAUGAAACAGUACAAAUUAUUGAAGACGAAGUCCUCGUAAAAUGUUGGGGGUAUAAAUGUAACUGUGCCAAAACAUUCUUGUUUUAUAUUUCAUCGAUUUUACUUGUUGGAACGCCUUAUUUGGUGCUUCAUUGGUGGUCUCACUACGAGGCCUACCUAAAAUGUUCAAGGUGUUCAUUAUCAGACGCUGACCAUGUACUUCUUGAGUCCGAAGGGCAGAAAUAUUUUCAUGCAGUGGUUACAACUGAUGGCGUUUGUAAUGAUUAUGCCAUUGGUCAAUUACGAUAUUUUAUCCAUCAGGAACUGAAGUUUAUAUGGAGCAGUAGCUUAAACAGAUUCUAUCGACUGCAUGGACUGGAUGACCAGAGUCUAACGUUGUCUGAAAUUCUGGAUGGAAGCAAAGGUCACAAUUCUGAAGUACGGCAACAGAUGUGUUUCCUAUAUGGUGAAAAUACCAUGUCAGUGAAAGUCAAGUCUUAUUGGUCAUUGUUUGUGAAUGAAGUUGUGAAUCCAUUUUAUAUUUUUCAAGUCUUCAGUAUUACUUUGUGGUCAUUAGAUAAUUAUUAUUAUUAUGCUGGGUGUGUCCUCCUGCUAUCAACACUUUCUAUUGGAAUAUCUUUGUGGCAUACCAAACAGCAAAGCAUUUCACUGAGCAAACUUGCUGAGGAAUCCUGUUCAAAUAAAGUGACUCUACAAUGUGAAAAUGGAAAAUGUGUGGAGGUUGAUUCAAAAUAUUUGGUGCCAGGUGAUGUGAUCAUAAUUCCACAACAUGGAUGCUUGAUGUCCUGUGAUGCCAUCUUGUUGAGUGGCAGUUGCAUUGUAAAUGAGAGCAUGCUUACUGGGGAAAGUGUGCCCGUGACAAAAACCCAGCCGUCGCAUUCAGAUGCUGUGUACAGUCUGCAAGAACACAAACGACAUACUUUGUUCUCUGGCACUAGAGUUCUGCAGACACGGUUUUAUGCAAAUCAUCAGGUUUCUGCUCUUGUAGUUCGUACAGGAUUUUCUACUCUAAAAGGCGAAUUAAUCCGAUCCAUCAUGUUCCCUAAACCCAUAGGGUUUAAAUUUUAUCAAGAUUCUGUGAAGUUUAUAUUGGUUCUCUUCGCAAUUUCUCUUCUGGGAAUGGCCUUCUGUAUCUAUGUAUUCCUGAGGCAUAAAGCGACCUUGAAAGAGCUGAUAUUGCGGACAUUGGAUGUCAUCACAAUAGUAGUUCCACCAUCAUUACCAGCUGCCAUGACAUCAGGCACGGUUUAUUCACAAAAUCGUUUGAAGAAGCUGGGUGUGUUUUGUAUUUCACCUCCCAGAAUUAAUGUUUGUGGAAAGAUGAAAGUUAUAUGCUUUGACAAGACAGGAACCCUGACAGAAGAUGGUUUGGAUAUGUGGGGUGUUUUACCUUCGAAUGAUGCAAAAUUUGAAGUGGAACCAGUUCUUGAUAUUAAAAAGCUUCCUUACAAAUGCCACUUAGUAACAGCAAUGGCUACAUGCCACUCACUCACCCAUUUAGAAGGCAAUCUUGUUGGAGAUCCACUUGAUGUCAGCAUGUUUGAAGCAAUAAAUUGGGAACUAGAGGAACCAGCUUCUGAUACUGCACGUUUUGAUAAUCUUGCUCCUGCUGUAGUCAAACCCAGGAUCCUGUGCGGUGGGGAGGGAUCUUUCCUCAUGACACCUUUCAAUGAAUGUGAGAUUCCAUAUGAAGUUGGGAUUCUACGUCAGUUUCCUUUCUCAUCUGCAGCUCAGUGCAUGUCAGUCAUCACUAGAGUUCUGGGCAGCAAGUUCAUGACAGUUUAUUGCAAAGGUGCCCCAGAAAAAAUUGUUAGCCUGUCCAGGAAAGAAACUGUGCCACGAGAUCUACACAGAAUACUUACAAAUUAUGCCUCUGGUGGCUUCAGAAUUAUAGCAUUGGCAUAUAGAGAUUUAGAUCCCAAGUUUUCAUGGUCCCAAGCACAACGAGCCAGAAGAGAAGUGAUGGAAUGUGAUCUUACAUUUCUUGGACUUCUGAUGCUGUGUAACAGCUUAAAGGCAGAGACACUGGGUGUCAUUCACCAUCUACAGACAGCUAAAUUACGGUGUGUUAUGGUUACAGGCGACAAUAUUCUUACAGCAGUCAGUGUGGCAAGAGACUGUGGCAUGGUACUACCAUUAGAAAAUGUUAUCCAGGUUGUAGUUACUCAAUCUGAAGAUGGUGAAUCUGUGUCAUUAAAACUGAAGCCCAUUGGAGGAGGCUUGUAUCCUGAAUCUCCAAGGAAUGAUUAUAGUAGUGAUGCUGUUGUUACCUUGGAUCUGGGUGCUAACUGGCAUUUUGCUGUUGAUGGAUACUCUUGGAAAAUGAUUAAUGAUCAUUACCCUUAUCUUGUUCCACAAAUUGCAGCAAAGGGAACCAUAUUUGCACGCAUGUUACCUGAUCAAAAAGCUCAGUUGGUUGAAUCACUGCAGAACAUUGACUAUAUUGUGACAUUUUGUGGUGAUGGUGCAAAUGACUGUGCUGCCCUGAAGACAGCUGAUGUUGGUGUGUCAUUAUCUGAGGCAGAAGCUUCUGUAGCAGCACCAUUUACCUCAAAACAUGCUAAUAUUGAAUGUGUUCUGCAUCUUGCACGUGAAGGGCGAUGCGCUCUUGUUACUAGUUUUGGAUUAUUCAAAUACAUGGCACUUUAUAGUUUGAUCCAGUUUUUUUCAACUCUCAUACUGUAUAAUCGCAGUUCCAUAUUAGGAGAUAUGCAGUUCCUGUACAUAGAUUUAGUUAUCACAACAUCACUUACUCUAGUUAUGGGACUGACAGGUCCGUCGAAGAAAUUAGUCCCACAGAGGCCUACCGGGAGCUUAGUAUCACUUGCUAACAUAGUGCCAUUAACAAUUCAUGUUAUGUUAGUGGCAUUGAUGCAGAUAGCAAGUUUACUUUUUCUUACCCAACAAAACUGGUUUGUGCCUAUUGAUCCUGCAACACCGGGGGAGCAUAUUUUGUCUUGGGAAAAUACAACAGUAUUCUGUACAAGUUGUUUUCAGUACUUAGUACUUGCAGCAUUAUUUUCAAAAGGCCGUCCACAUCGUACACCAUUUUACACUAACUGUCUGUUAACAACAUUACUCAUAACACUUGGCAGUUUUACUGCAUGGUUGUUAGUGUAUCCCUUAAAACCAGUGGCAGAGUUUUUUGAAGUGGAAUCACUUUCAGAUGUUGAAGGUCAGCAGAUGUAUAGAUUAUAUCUACUGGGAUUUUCUGCAGUUCACAUGAUCUUAGCAUUCCUUGUGGAGACCUGUGUGGCAGACAAGAAGUGGAUGAAGACAUUUCUUCAUUGCAUCACAAGAAAGCGUGAACCAAAAAGUAGAUAUAAGAAAGUAUGUCUUGAUAUGGCUACUAAUGAUACGUUGUUAAAUUAUGUUGAUUCGUAGAGACAGCUGAGUAGUCUGUAACUACUCACAUCUUACAUUUAUGUUUUUUCUUAGUUGUCUUAUAAAAUCUCCAAAGUAUUUCAACCACAUAGAAACCAAAGAAUUUUGGUGUCAAAAUGGGUUGUAUUCAAAUAUUAUUUUAUAAGAAAGAAUUAAUAUAUUAUAUAGUAUUACAUGAAUCUUUAAAUAUAAAUUUUAUGUUGACCAAUCAGUGUGAAUCUUAUAAUUAUUUUUAAUCUGAUUUUGUCAAUUCUUUAUCAUGGCUGUAGCAAACAUAUUUUAGCUGUUGAAGUCAUUCAAUUGACCUAAGGAAAAAAAUUUUAUUCCAUAGAAUGCUUAUUUUAACUGUGAUGAUUUCAUAACUGUUUGUUGAACAUUAUGCUCAGUCUUGUCAAGACAGGGCUUGAAAAAUCAGACAUUAGCUGCUUACCAAGUGCUGCCAUAAUAUUUAGGGAGAGAAUUAUAUUCAAUUUUGUUGAUACAUGUUAUGUGUUACUUGUGGGUUGUGUAUUUACGUCUUUAAAGACAUUAUGUUGUAGCUACACAGUGUUCCUGACAUUCAGUAUUUUCUGUAUAGUCGGUUUAGUGUGAUGAUAUUUUGUUUCUUUUUAAAUUAUGACUGUGUGUAAUUAUCAGUAUUUACAGAAAAAGGUAUUUUUAAUCAUAUGAAAAGCUGCUACUAAACUAAAUACUUUUUGUGAUUUUUGGGAAUCAUUCCAAGCUAUGUCUGUGAGAUUUUUAAUUUUUGCAUGUGUCAGUUUAAAAUUCUCUUGACUUAUUUUCAUGCUAAAAUAUGUUAGUACUUUUGGGUUCUAUUGCUGUAUACUUUUCAUAAAUACUGUAAUCAGUUGCUGCGGAAAAUUUAGUGGUUAUUUUGUGUUUCAUAGUGUUUAUUAUCUAUCGUUUUUAAAUGCAUCUUUUAAUUUUCUCUAGCAAUGUGAUAAUUCAUAACAGAAAUAAGAAGACCACAUGAUAUGCAAGAAAUAGUGUGUUUGUGGGAACUACUGAAACUAUAAAAACUAUUGUCUUAGCAUUCUUAGGUCUGUAUCUAUCUGAAUUUCAGACACCUGCAGCAUCCAGUGUUAUAUUUUUAUUCUGCUCCUUCUCUAUUUCAUUCUAUUUUCUGCAUUCUUGUGUUCAAUUUAAAUAUGUCUUUUUGGUCUUACUGAGUCUUCCUCUGUGCUUUAUAUGAAGAACUUGUUGGUUAGUCCUAUUUUCUUCCGAUGAUUGAAUGCUUGCAGCUGUCAACGUUGGUUAUCUGUUUAACGUUAUCUGAAUCUCUUAUACUAUAUUUCUUGACAAUCUAGAAAUGUAUACAUCUUGUGUUCCUUAAUGCCAUUGUCAUUUUUCAUGAUGUCAGUAUAAAACAGUAUUACCAACUGACUCUUACAUUUUGUUAUUGUUUCUGUUCUUCAUAUCGUUUACUCUAAUGUUUGGUAAGUGCAAUGAAAUUAUGUGAUGAUAGAAUGCAAUUGUAAUAUAAUAUUGUCCAAGUGCUAAAACGUAAAUACCAUUCUAUGUUUUUUUCAUUCAGCUAAGUAUUUUCAAUAACUUCAUCUAGAUAAAUAAUAAUGCAUCACCAUCGUGCCAUUUUUGAAUAAGCCUUUUGUUGAUCAUGCAUUUCAACUUCUGAAUCAUUCCUACACAACUCUUGAUCAGAAAGAGAUUGGCUUGAUUAACCCAAAUUUUUGCUGAGUCAUGCUGACUGUUGGAAGUUCUAAUUUCUAUCAUUGAUCAUGUCUUGGUUUUUAAAGUUUUCCUUUUCCAUUGAAUUUUUUAGCGAUGCUUCAUAGUCACCACUAGGCUUAAUAGAAGCAUAAUGUGUUAUGUUCAGAGUCUUAGUAAGGCCAAAUGUAGCUCCUUCAUACAUAUAUAAUUUUUUGUCCAUUUUUGUGUAUGAAAUAUUCACAGUGUGAUUUGAAUUUUUUGCAGUAAGGUAAGAUUAAAUGGCAAGCAUAAGGGAAAAAAAUUGACAACUAAGUGUUUGUAUAUGACAAUCAUUGUAGUCUAUGGGUCUACUUCUUUUCGUGAUAGUAUGUUGUUAUUCUUCAUGUUAUUGCUGGAAUUGUUUCACUCUCCUUUGAUAUGUAUUCCAACUUUGUGCUCAGUUUUUCUUUCUGUAUGUGGACUGAAUGUGUGCUGAAUAUACUGAUCUUUCUUAUAUAUCUAAGGGAAUUACACUUUCCUGGAGACAUAAUAGUCUCAACUUUAUCUUUGCUAAACAUAGCAGCUGAACCAAUAAAUUAAAAUUUGUGCGUCAGCUGAGAUCUUAGCUGUGUGACUAUAGCUGCACGGACUACCGAAGUCCAAUGCCUUUCCUAACAUAAAUGUCAGCCCUUCCGUUUCAAAUGGAUGAGGAAAAAGGUUUUGAGAAAUUUUUAAACUUGUCUUUCAAAUACUUAGAAGAAGGAAUUCAAAAUUUAGUGACUCAUAAGAUUUUACACAAGGAAAAAUUGUGUUUUUAUUUGUUCUUGUUCUUCUAGAAGCAUACUAUUUACAUAUACACACUUUAAUCACCCAUGCUGCCCACUGUAUCAGGCUUUAUCUAAUUGUGAAACAGGUGGGCUAUGUGACCACCUCUGCCCCCUGCCCGCCUCCCCAUUAACUGUUCUAACAAUAUUGUGAUAAAUGUUACAUUUAUGUAGCAUGUUGUAACUCAUAACUAUGGAUAUUUUCUAGGUGUGUCAAGUUGUUGGUAUUAUAAGUUCAUUCAAAUUUUGUCUAUAUGUGCAAGUUUGAGAGGAUCAUCUAGAAUAAGCUUAUGCAAUGUAAAUGAUGGCUUCUGAAUGGCUUACACCAGUCUUCACUGUGGGAAUCUCUGGUUUUUUCUAAUAGAUACAAUGCCUGUGAAAUGUCUUAUGAAUAGGUAUUUUACAAAGUCAUCCUUCUGUUAUAUAACGUCAUUGUUUGUGAAAGAAGUGAUCAUCAUCGUAUGAUUUCAUGAUGGCGAAGUUAAAGGAAGUUUUUUCUGGCAACAUUUCAUUUCUUCUAAACUUCUUAUCACAUCAGGUUUAUAAUUUAUAAAAAACAGCUACCAGCCACAUGUAUGGUUUAUAAAGAUUUAUUUUCUUCAGACCAUGACCGGUUUCGGAUUUUUCUUUACAAAUCCAUCUUCAGAUGGCAGUUACAAGCAUUCUUAGUUGGACCUAGUUUUGUAUUUGUUAUUGGUUUGCUGCACUGGGAAAGAAAAGAAAUAUUUUUGUUGUCAUAUCGGUAAUGGUAUUUUUACAAAAGAUUUACUUCUUUUUCAGUAUCUAAUUGCUCAUGAGAUAGUUUUUUAACCUUGGUAAACGUGCAGGUUAGUGUACUUACAUGUGUAGCUCUGCCUGACGAAAUAUUUGUGCGUUUUUGUUUUCAAAUGCAAGCUUAAUACACUUUUCAGUAUGCACUAUGUGAGUGCUAUUCCAGUCAAUGGGCGUCACUUUCAACCUCAUCAUCUUAAUUACACACGCAGCACACACGAAUAACGUUUACAAAACGUGGCCCAGCUUCAUAUUACAAACGAGAACAAUAUUUGCAAAGAGCUUACAGUCAUAACGAUGUUAACUUACAGAUGCUGUAUAGUCGAUAUGGGUGCAAGAAAAUAUCUCUUUGCUAGUGUAUGAAAUUAAUCUAAAAUGGAAUAAAAUGAAAUUACAUACAAAUAAGAUUACAAACAUUAUAUGUAGUACAGAAUUACUGUGUGUUUACUAAUUAGUUGUUACAAUUGUAGGAGAUAAAUUCUAAUAUUUGACAUGAUAAGCAAUGCACAUGUUUUCAUUAUACAAUUUUUCAAUGGCAUAUAAGCAGUUUCUGGGGCCUGUAUACUGAAUGUUUUUAAUGGAAUAUUAGGCUUACUUUAUUUUAAAAAAGUGAAGACUUCUUCAAAGUUAUCUAGGAAGGGAGUGUUAACUGACUCUGUCUGUUCAUUCAGAAUGAGAUCAGGGAACCUGUUUUUAUGUGUAUGAAUCUCAAUCUCCUCUAGGAGAUUCAAUGUGAAACCCUUGUCUUUGAGGUGUAAUAUCUGCAGGUUGUUUUCUAUAUUCUCAACUGUAUGAUUGUUUUGUGCAAGAUGGGUGGCAAAAGCAGAUUUGCUUAGGUUUUUCAGAUGUAGGGCAUCAAGGUGUUCCUUGAAUCAUGUUGUAAAGAAAAAUCCGAAACCAGUCAUGGUCUGAAGAAAAUAAACCUUUAUAAACCAUACAUGUGGCUGGUAGCUGUUUUUUUUUAAAUUAUGAACCUUAUAGUACAACAGCCACGUUUCUCAACAUGUCGACUUUCGACAAAAUAGCGUCUUAUCACAUCUUUAAACAAAAGUGUAAUGAAGCAGCCCCCCCCCCCCCCCAAAGGUAAUUACUAAAAAUGCAAUGGCAAAACAUUGCGCAAGGACUUUAAUUUCAAUUAAAAUUGACAGAACCAACUGUUAGUAAUAUUGUUAAGAAUAUAAGUUAAAAAAAACAUUGAGUGCAAGAGAAUAUCUUUAUAAUUCAAUUUGUAAACCAUUUUCAGUAAUGAAAGAAUGCAAUAGAUUGACUGGCAGCAUUGUCAUUAUGAUUCCAGUUUGUUAAAUUAUCUGAAGCAUGGGACUGUUUGUUCUUGAUUAUUUUUGACCUCUCAGUAAAGUGAACAUUUCAUUAUUGAGGCCUUAUCACUGUCUUUUUCUAAUAUUUAUGUUUUGUGCAUUCAGAUAAAAAUUAAGGCUUAAAUAUCCAGUUACUUCGACAUUCAAUGUUUGCUCUAAGCAUAACAAGUUAUAUGCCACUGCUGCCACUUAUCAGGUAUGUAAGGAACUAAAAAAUUAGAAAAAAUUCUAGAUAUAAUCAUUGUUGUAUACUAAUUUGGUUCAUUUGUUGCCCAAAAAUCUCUCAUAAUCUAUAAAUUCUCGAAGUCAAAUUUUUGUGCAAGAAAAUUUUAGGUGUAAUUUACUAGGAAAAUAGAUUUGUGAAUUGAUGUUAAUGAAAAUUUUGAAGAAAGAAAUAGCAAAAAUUUAAUACUUUACCUUUCUCUAAGAAUAUUGAGACAUCACUCUUGGAUUUUAAGUUCUUACCUAUUUUCCCUUUUCCCUUCCUCUUUACUGCAUUUUCUGCUUUAUGGAGUAUUGUGGUUUGUAGUUUCAUCAAAAUAACGUCGAUGUUGUUGCUAUUCUUAAUGGUGCAACUAUUACCCACCUAGCACCUGUUUCACUUUCUUUGUUCUUCUCUAAAAAAAUCCCCCCCUCCCCCCCCCCCCCCCCCCCCAAAUAAAUAUUUCUUCCAAUCAAAUGUGAUAGAGAAACAGUAAAUUAGACAGCAGAUUUAUUUCUAAUAUUCCUAAGUAUCUCUCAAGAAAGUAAAAACAUUGUAAAUAUUUUUAAUGAUUAUUAUUUUUAUUAUUAAAUUUCAUUAAAAUAUCAAGAAUCUCUGAGUAACUGUAAGUUGCCAGUUUUGCAACAUCCAUUGUGCCUCACUAUUUACGAGCCUGUUUCCUCUGCAAAUCAUUGCAGAGUUUACUGUAGACCAUGUCCAGUAAAUAUUAAGACUGACCUUUGCUGUAUCUCAUAUUGAUAUGUAGUUACUCUAUGUUGCUGUAUUUAAUGGACUAUAGCAGUUUUAAUAUUAGCACAGUGGUAACAAGGAGGGACUUCAACAAAUUUGCUCUCACUUUAAUGGCAUCUUGAUGCAUGUGUGUUCCAUAACUGUUGUGUGUAUUAUAAGUAAAUGAUUUUGACUAUACGAAUUACAGUGAAACAUCCAUGACA
Schistocerca gregaria is the source of this 9369-nucleotide messenger RNA. RefSeq names its product polyamine-transporting ATPase 13A3-like. Gene Ontology annotation, molecular function: ATP hydrolysis activity; ATP binding; P-type transmembrane transporter activity. Bases 225 to 3656 code for a protein of 1143 amino acids. The record is from RefSeq and is a predicted model, not a curated record. NCBI's taxonomy places the organism in Eukaryota, Metazoa, Arthropoda, Insecta, Orthoptera, Acrididae. Gene Ontology annotation, biological process: intracellular calcium ion homeostasis; polyamine transmembrane transport. Gene Ontology annotation, cellular component: membrane. The transcript is spliced from 21 exons.